AUGACGCCAACGAAGGAAGCUCUUCUCCUGAUCCAGAAAAUGGUGAAGAUCCCGCCACUGAAAGCCUUAUCAAUCUUCAACACCUCAACUCUCCAAGGCUUCCACCACACCCACCACUCCAUCUCCUCCAUUCUCCACACUCUCAUCUCCUCCAAUCUCCCAACCCACGCCCUCCUCCUUCUCCAACUCCUAUCCUCUCGAAUCUCAUCCCCAUUCUUCACUCCCUCGUCCCUCCUCCACGACUUAACCCAACCCAACCCAACUCGACCCCACUCCCCACCUCUACUCUUCUCCACGAAGCAAUCAAUCAACGCCCAUGUUCAGUCCCAGCUCCCAGAGCAAGCCCUUUACUUUUUAAACAAAAUGGUCAUACAAGGCCUCGUUCCCAAAUCGAACACUUUCAACAACAUACUGGGAUUCCUUGUCAAGGAUAGAGAUUUUGACAAGUCGUGGCGGGUGUUCAAUGAGUUUAAGGGGAAGGUGGGAUUGGAUUUGUAUAGCUUUGGGAUUGUGAAGAGUUGCUGCGAGUGUGGUGAGUUGGAUAGAGGUUUUGGGGUUUUGGAUGAGAUGGAGGAAAUGGGGCGGUCUCCGAAUGUGGUGAUAUACACUACAUUGAUUGACGGGUGUUGCAAGAAUGGUGAGUUGGAGAGGGCGAAGAAGAUGUUUUGUAAAAUGGGGGAGGUUGGGUUGGUGGCGAAUCAGUAUACAUAUACUGUGUUGAUUGAUGGGCUUUUUAAGAGAGGAAGGAAUAGAGAAGGGUUUGAGUUGUAUGAGAAGAUGAAGAGUAAUGGGGUUGUUCCUAAUACGCGGACUUAUAGUUGUUUGAUUAGUGGGUAUUGUAAGGAUGGGAAAAUGAGUGGUGCGUUGGAGAUGUUUGAUGAAAUGCGUGAGAGGGGAAUGGCCUGCAAUGUGGUGACGUACAAUAUUUUGAUUGGCGGUUGUCGAGAGAUGAGGGUGUGGGAAGCUGAGAGGUUUGUGAAUGAGAUGAAGACGGAUGGGAUUUGUCCAAGUGUGGUUACUUUUAAUACUCUGAUUGAUGGGUUUUGUGGUCUUGGGAAGUUGGACAAGGCAAUGAGUUUGUUUGAUCAGUUGAAGUCGAGCGGGCAGUCUCCGUCUCUUGUGACUUAUAAUGUGCUGAUUCAAGGCUUUGCUAAAGCUCGAAACUCUGCUGGAGUUACUGAUUUGGUGAGAGAGAUGGAGAGCAGGGGGAUGGCUCCUUCUAAAGUGACGUAUACGAUUGUAAUUGAUGCCCUGGUUCGAUCUGAUGACAUGGAAAGGGCGUUUCAUGUGUUCUCCUCCAUGAAGAACUCUGGACUGGUGCCUGAUGUCUACACCUUUGGGGUCUUAAUACAUGGAUUAUGCAUGAAAGGUAAUAUGAUUGAAGCAUCGAAGUUGUUACAGUCGAUGAACGAUUCACAUUUGGAGCCAAGUGAUGUCAUAUUUAAUAUAAUGAUCCAUGGCUACUUCAAAGAGGGUAGCUCUUACAGGGCCCUGAGGUUGCUCAAAGAAAUGAGAAAGAGAGGAAUGGUUCCGAAUGUGGCUAGUUACAGUUCGACCAUUGGAGUUCUUUGUACUGAUGGGAAAUGGGAAGAGGCUGAUAUACUAGUUAAAGACAUGAUGGAGUCAGAUUUGAGACCAUCAGUUUCCUUGUACAAUAUAAUUUCUAGAGCGAAAAAUGAUACAGUGAAGAUGUUAUCAGCCUAGACCUAUGAUCUUGUCCAUGCAGCAUAAAUGCGGUGGAAAGAAAGUUACUAUUUCCACUUGUUGAUCGAUCAAGAGCACUAGCUGGACAUGCUUCAUUUCAUAAACUUGAUGAGCACCCCAAAAACUUCCCUGCGCAAGGGUUUUCAGGAGUGGAUGUGUUGGCGACAACCAUCGAUCAAAGAGACAUGAAUUGUUAAAGACAACAGCUGAAAAAGAAUCAGUUAUAGCUUUACAUGAGCCAUGAGGAUGAGGUUGUUCGUGGUUCUUGUGAUAUAUGGAUUCUUAGAUUUGAAUCAUUCGAUACCAUGAGCCAGAUUGUAAAGUCACUUAAUCAGAGAUGGGCGCAUAUAUUUUUCCAGCUUAACGGUUCAAUUAUAGCCCUAGCUUUCAUUGGAUUUUCUGUCAUGAAUUUGAAACUUCUCUCUGGCUACUGCAACUGGAACGAGCAGCUCCAAGUCUCCGACAACAACAUAACUCCAUUGAUCAAGCUCCCAAUUCUGACCAAGUUGUUGCCACGGCAAAAACAAAGUCUGGAUGUAGGCAUGUAGCUCGAGUCUUCCCUUAUGCAAGAGAAAGCUGCAGUUUCUACCCAAGUGUGUUUGGAGAUGUUUCUGCCCCAUUUUGUCGUGAAGAAUAGUUCAUUCUUGAUGCAGAG
Molecule: messenger RNA, 2359 nt
Organism: Argentina anserina (silverweed cinquefoil)
Lineage: Eukaryota; Viridiplantae; Streptophyta; Magnoliopsida; Rosales; Rosaceae
Product: pentatricopeptide repeat-containing protein At4g11690-like
Molecular function (GO): mRNA binding; protein binding
Source: RefSeq, a predicted model, not a curated record